GUCGGGUGGGUGUACAGGGGUCGGUUCUGCCCCGAAAGCGGUGACCUUUCACAGUCCUAUCUACUCAGUACUCUGCUGCUGCCUCUCCUGCAACUGUCCGCCUGUUCAUGACUCCUGCGAACUCCUGUCCAUACAAACUAGUCAAGAAAAGUUGUGCCCAAAGUACACCACCGAACUUAGACAGUCAGUUGUUCCGCGAAUAUCUCUACCACCAAAGGUUCUGUCUGCCUUUGUCUGGAACCUUCAACCCUCUCUCCUUCCAGUCCCAUCUAUCGACAACCUCGGAGUCUGGAUAAGAGAUCCCCAGGUGGAGCUUGACCGCCGUUAUCAGGUACAACACCAAGCACGCUUUGUGCUCGUGUUUCCAUCCUUGAUCUACCACCACCAGUCUUGAAGGCGAGGGAUCAACAUGUUCUCGGAAUGUAAGAGGCAUCCAGAAGAAAACAUCCAGUCAUGCGUCUAGAACAAACUAACCCUUCCUCUAUAGAUGCCUCCCGAUUCCUAGCACAGUCGCAAUCGCGAUUCUCCAACUUUGGCGGGCAAGAUAACAACACCGAUACGCCCUCACGAAACCCCUCUGACCGAUCUCGUCGAUCUUCAAAUCAACCUCUGAGAAGUGCAUCAAGAGGCUAUGCCAACCGACUGGGGAAUCCAUAUCAAUCCAACUUCAACUUUGCCUCGCGGUAUAGCACAUCCGCUGCUCCAGACGCCCCAUUAUUCCAAAGCGCGUUGGAUGAGUUUCGAGAAGAAGACGAUGAAGAGGAACGGGAACGGGAAACGCGGGAUUAUUAUGCCUUGCAGAGAUCGCGAAGAGUGUUUCCGGUAACACUGGAAGAAAGUCAGGAGACGGAUCAUGCCAGUCAAGCUUCCGUGGAUGCAAGUAGAGAGGAGGGUGGGCGAUUAUUGGAAGAUCGGGGUCGGGGACGAGGGAUCAAGAGUAGUUGGAAUGGAGGAGGGCAUAGUACGAGAGAAAGAGGUCGACUUCCGGAGACCGUAGGGGAGGAGGCCGAAUACGAUUUGAGAGGGCGUAGUCAAGGAAGUAGUAAAGGAAAGGACCGGAUGGUAGAUGUUGGGUUGGAGUCUGUCAACGGGGAAAGCGAUGAUCCACCCGAAAGUCUGGCUGUGGAACAAUACCAAGAUGAUGAUAUUCCGCCAGCUUUUCAGAAUUUCCGACCAAAUUCAAAACCCGGAGCAAUAAAACUACAUACCGAUUCCCGAGAUCGUAACCUUCAGGCAAAAAUGGGAGCUAAUAUCCCUCGACCUCCUAGUUCGACUGAUACAACAGUUCCAGCGACGAUAGCGAAUGCCCUCGGAGAAGCACCAAGUCACGAUGUAUUCUUUGGUACGUUUUACCUGAUAUGCAUCGGAUCACUUUUUGCUACCUUUUUCCUCAUAUUCCUUCAUACAACGCCUGGUAAAAACCUAGGGGAUACCAUUUAUACCACCAUGCACUCCUCGUUUUACCUGUUAUCCGUGGAUACGGUGGUCUCAAUUAUUGUAUCAUUGGUCUGGUUGGCCUUAUUACGAUCAUUUGUGAGGAAUUUGGUCUAUCUCAUCGUACUGGCGGUGCCGAUAAUUCUGUUUUCUUUCUCACUGUAUCCUCUGAUCUCAAGUUACAGAGGCGACACCAGUGGAGUGAGUAUACAAGACAAGGCAAUGAGAUGGCUUUCAUUCAUUCCAUCAAUAUUUGCAGUCAUCUGGUUAUACACCUUGAUCAAAGGUCGCCAUUCUUUACACAAGGCCAUUGGAAUAUUGGAAUUUGCCGCCCGAAUACUCGCUGCCAAUACUGCACUUUUAGGAUUCGGUUUUGCUACUCUUGGAGCUAUUGUUGCAUGGACAUGGCUUUGGCUGGGAAUGUUUACCAGAAUCUUCCUUGGCGGACAUCAAAAGGAUACUUCACUCACUGGAUUCAUCAUCGAUGCCUCAAGUUGGUGGUUGGGAGCAUAUUUCGUUCUAAUGUACAUCUGGACACUCUCAAUCAUCAACGGUAUUCAACGCUCAACAACAGCCGCAACCGUCUCACAAUGGUAUUUCCAUCGUAACGCCGCCCCCGUUCUCGCCUCUAGAGAUGUCGUGUCUGCGGCUCUCACCCACGCAACCACCACCCUCUUUGGAACCAUUUGUCUCUCUACCUUACUGGCACUCUUAAUUCGUCUCCCACUUCUCAUUCUACCAAAGCGACUCGUGGGGAUAGCAAGCAUAUUCGCCUACCAACUCAUCCCAACUCCCAUCACGGCUCUCACCAACCCUCUCACAUUAACCUAUGCAGCAAUUCACUCCCAACCACUCACCGUCUCCGCACGAGGCUUGUCCCAAAUGUCCUUCCUCACCCCCCAAGCCCCCACCACAACCCUAACACCCCGCUCCUUCGCCUCUCGUACCAACAACCAAUCCGCCCCCCUCCUCCCUUACCGACUUGCUAAACUUCUUCUCCACGCUACGCGCUUCAUCAUGGCCAUGGCUCUCGGAUUCGGAGGCUGGGUCGCGACCGCUAAACAGUUGGCUAUCAGUGUUCCUGGUGGUGCAGGUAUUCGCGGGAGUGCGUAUGCGUACGUCAUUGGUCUCGUGGCUAGUUUCAUCGGAUGGGGAGUGCUUGGUGCUAUGGAGGGUGUGCUUUCCGGAAUCGUGGAUGCGAGUGUCGUUUGUUGGGGCAGUGAGAGGGGGAUGGUUGGUGGGGGUGCUUAUUGUCUUGAGGCGGGAUAUCUAUUUGGUGAUGGAGAGGAGGAUGGGAGGGUGUAGACUUGGUUAUCCUCAUUAGUUUUUUUCAUGGAAUGAAUGGUUCUGGUCGAAUCAGGUUGGGUCUUUGAUUGUGAUGAAGUUCUUAUGAGAUGGCUGCCCGCUGGCUUUCUUGCGGUGGAGGGAGGCGAGAGAUGGGGAAUUUGCUAUGUGAAACUUUGACUUUGAAUUUGUGGUCAUGUGUUGAGGUUUGGUGUUUGGUGUAGGAAUGGACUUGGGCUUGGGAUAUGGGGAUUUUCGGAUUGUGGAUUUUGAGUUUAGCGGGUUGUGAGGGGAAGACCUCUUAAGAAGCUUACGCUACGUUUCGGUAGCUUGUAAAGGGAGCUGGUAACGGUGGCGUAUAGUUGCUUACUUACUUGCAUAAAUACUUAUUUGCAUAAGUAAUUGCAUUCUUUGAUUUCCCUUUUUGCCAGCGUUUGAGCUGAGUUGAGUUAAGUUGAGUUGAGUUGAGUAGUAGCACCUACUUAACUCAACUCAGAGUAGUAUUUAGAUAUACUUGACUUAACUCGCUAAGUACUACUUAAGUAGUACGAAAUAUACUAGUAUAUUAAUUCGGGUUAGUUAGCCCCUUUAUAAACUAAGCUAGGAACAGCGUUCGGCACUUAGAAUACGAUUCUAAGGAUUCCAAGAUUCUAUUCUAAGGUAGAAUAUGUCACGAAUCACGUGCUCACGUGAUACUUGUCAUAAUAAGAGGCGCAACCCUCGACAGGCAUACCCAGGUUUCUUAUAGCAAAUAGGGAUCGCUUAGGGUAGCUAAGCGAUCCAGGGAUUUCCAUUGGUUAUGGUCACAUGAUUAAGUUGGAUCGCUGGAUCGCUCGGCGACCUAGCGAAACGGACCGCCAGCUCGACAGGCGAGUUGGCUACCCAGAUCAUAGUACUUGAGGAUGAAGGUUCUAUAUAAGACUGGCACGUCUGCCAUUAGAUAGGAGCUUCGUGCUCAACUUAGUUAUCAAUCUUAUCAUAUUUGUUUGACAUCUUUGAUACAAGUAACGAGUUCACUUCCAAGUGAACAACCCGAUAGUCUUCUUCUUAUCAUAGCAUACCAACCAGCGAACACCCAGCCAAGUUUAGUUAGCCAGUUUGAGUAUUCGUUACAGAAUAUUCCAAAGGCUCUCUAAUUUAGAAUAGAAUAUUCCAAAGGAUAAGGCAUUAGAAUUUAGAAUUCUAAAGUAUAUAUAUAUAUAUUACUUAUAAACCAAUAAGAGAGCUCUACUUGUUAUAAAAUAAGAACUAAAACUAUAAUUAUUCGACUAUUUACUCUUAGUAUAAGCACGUACCCUUAGUAUAUCUUAGUAGUACUAACUUAUAUAUAUUUACUCUAUAUAUUAUUUAACCUAUCUAAAUAGUAAUACUAAGGCUAAACCUAGUCUUCCGAUUAGUCGCUCGGACUAGAACUAUUAUUUUAUAAGUUACGUAGAAUUCUCAUUAGAAUUCUAAAUAUUCUAUAGAGGGGUCUUAGAAUAGAAUAGAAUUAUAAAUGCCGAAUGCUAACUAGGAAAUAAAGUAUUAUAUAUGUAUUUAUAUAUUCCUAUAAGAAGGACUUAUAGUAAGCGCUAAUAUUAAAUAUAGCUUAGUAUUUAACACUAUCUUACUAUAAGUAAUUAAGUAUAGGUUUUUAUAAAUAAGAAUAUAGAUAUAGAGAUAUAGGUACUACUAAAAGAUAUUAUAUUUAUUUAUUUAGUAACACCUUUUAAUAAUAAAGUAGGUAUACUAAGGAGUCCUCGAGUUAUUAAGUGCUUUACUCUAUCGCUACUUAUGAGUUUAGAUAGUUUUUUAGUAUUUGAGAUGGUAGGUUGGAGAUUAGAGAUUAGAGAUUCUUGAUUGUUGAUUGUUGAUUGUUGAUUAUUAAUGAGUUUAAGGUAAAGGAG
This is a messenger RNA of Hymenoscyphus albidus, 4604 nucleotides long. The record is from the annotation of a GenBank genome assembly. Lineage: Eukaryota; Fungi; Ascomycota; Leotiomycetes; Helotiales; Helotiaceae.